Molecule: messenger RNA, 1498 nt
Organism: Hevea brasiliensis (rubber tree)
Lineage: Eukaryota; Viridiplantae; Streptophyta; Magnoliopsida; Malpighiales; Euphorbiaceae
Product: transcription factor MYB34-like
Exons: 4
Coding region: 42-1373 (443 amino acids)
Source: RefSeq, a predicted model, not a curated record
AUGAUCACAUCUCUAUCAAUAUUCUACCUUUGAUUACGAGAAUGGGAAGAACUCCAUGCUGCAACGAAGCUGGUUUAAAGAAAGGUGCAUGGACAGCUGAUGAGGACCACAAACUCAUCGCUUAUAUUCAAGAACACGGAGAAGGAGGGUGGCGGACCUUGCCUCAGAAAGCUGGUCUCCAAAGAUGUGGGAAGAGUUGCAGAUUGAGGUGGGCUAAUUAUCUUAGGCCUGACAUCAAGAGAGGAGAGUUCAGUGCAGAGGAAGAGGAAAAGAUCAUUGAACUUCAUGCUUCUCUAGGCAACAGGUGGUCUGCAAUUGCGAGGCACUUGCCAAAAAGAACAGACAAUGAGAUCAAGAAUUAUUGGAACACACAUCUCAAGAAACGAUUGGUUGAUAUGGGUAUUGAUCCUGUGACUCACAAGCAAAUUGGCCCUUCUCCUACAUCACCACCCAAUGAUAAUUCCUGCAAUGUGAACGAGGAAAGAAGUGGCUCUGAAUUCAUGCCGAUCCAAAGGUCUACCUCAACUUCGGCCAAGUUGCUCAAUAGAGUAUCUGCAAAGUUUGCACAAAUGCAGCGUAAAGAAAUGGCCACCUCACGCCCAACACCUUCUCCUUGUCUUGAUGCAAUCAAGGCACUGUUGCUUAACUCAGCUAAAGAUAGCAUUAUUGGUAGUGGCAGCAGUGGUGGAGGCGGCGGCGGUGAUGAUAGUGAUGUUGAAAUUUUACCAUCUAGGCCUAUUUCACGUUCAAGUUCAAGUCGGAUAUUAUUAAAUAAAAUGGCUAGUAAACUAGCACCUUCAAAGAGCCUUGAUUUGCUUAAGAAUAGUCUAAGUGUUCCAUCAAUGGCAAGUACAAGUGUUUCGGAUACUAGCACUACUGUUGGUAGCUACAAUAACAUUGAUUCUCCCAUUUCUAUAUCAGACUUUUUGGAGAGCAUGCCAACUUCAUCUUCUGCAUGCGAAUCAUCUGAAUUUACAGGAAAUUUAGGCAUGGGUGAAGACCAAGUUAACGAAGCAAUUGCAGCACUUCAUCAAGCAAUGGAAUUGGACACCACCACCCCCCAAGAAUACCCUAUGUACGCAUCCUACGAGUUAGAGGAGUUAUUAGGCGAUUUUGGAGGUGAAGAUGGGGCAAAUUUUACUAGUGCUGUGAGCCAGAGCAAGGCCGGUGAUUCCCAAGUUGCCAUAUCUAUGGAACCCACGAGUGAUUUCAUUGAAAAGUUCACAAAUAUGCCUUUUGGUUGCAGUCCCAAUGAGUACUCCACCAUCAAAGAUUAUUACCAUGGUAAGGAAGAAAGCAACAGUGGAGCAUUGGAAGUGAAUAUGAAUUAUUGGAAUGAGGAUUUUGAUUUGGUUAAUUUUGCAAUGCAAUAAUUGAUAUAGGGAGCAAUGUUUUUAAGUGAUUAUUUACUUCGUAUAUCGAAGUCAAUUUUUGUUAGCCAAGUAGGAACAAAUAAUUGAAAUCGUUAACCCCAAUAAAAAUUUAUAAAGAAAAGGAA